AUGUCCCUUGACCGACUUGAAGUCAAAUUGCCGCCCUUCGUGCCUUCCGACCCCGAACUCUGGUUUUGCAUGGUCGACCGCAGUUUUGAGGCCUACGGAAUUACGUCUGAAUCAACAAAAUUUGGGUAUGUACUAGGCAACCUUGACCCUCACUAUGCGGCGGAAGUGCGUGAUAUCAUUGUCAAUCCCCCGGCGACUGAUCCAUAUGCCACCAUCAGGGCAGCACUCAUUCGUCGGCUGGGCAUCUCCCAAGAAACACGGAUGAAACAACUCCUCGAGCCAGAAGAUUUGGGAGACAGGAAACCCACGCAAUUUCUGUGCCAUCUACGCGGUCUGGCCGGAACCACUAUGUCGGACAAUUUACUGCGAACCAUUUGGUCAAGUCGUCUUCCUCCUAAUAUUCAAGCCAUCAUCGCAACUAUGCGCGAUAAGAAUCUGGAUGAAACAGCAGAGGUCGCCGAUUACAUCAUGGAAGCAACUCAAACACAGUCCAUGAUAGCAGCUACGGCCACACCUACUCUCCAGCACGAUACCAUCCAACAACUGGCCAACAUGGUACAUACCCUCCAGAUGGAUCUGAACAACAUAAGACAACACAUGGCAAGAAAAUUGAAGAACCAACACCGCUCAAAUUCACGCAGUUUUCAACCCCGACAACGUUCCAACCACAACAUUAGGGCAAAUGGUCAAGGGCAAGGCACACUAACGCAUCCCACCAUGACGGAUGACAACAGGAAAUCAACCAGGAAACCACGUAUGGCAACGACAAGGUUUGUUGUUGUCGAGCUGUCUGAGAAUGAGUCAUCAUUUUACAGCUUUUGUGCUGACAAGUUCUUGACAGACUGA
Agrilus planipennis (emerald ash borer) is the source of this 846-nucleotide messenger RNA. RefSeq lists its product as uncharacterized. The coding region runs from base 1 to 846 and encodes 281 amino acids. The transcript is spliced from 2 exons. NCBI's taxonomy places the organism in Eukaryota, Metazoa, Arthropoda, Insecta, Coleoptera, Buprestidae. The record is from RefSeq and is a predicted model, not a curated record.